GCACCACCUGGCCGGCUGGCCAAAAGCUGUUUACUUCUCGAUGGCUGACCGGAGCACCGUAGAUCUGCCUUCUCUGCAGCUGAUCCCCGGCCUGCCGUAUGACGUCUCUAUGCGUUGCCUGGCUCGGAUCCCUCCUCUAUACCACCCCACCCUCUCUCUAGUCUGCAAGUCAUGGAGCUCGGCGGUGCGUUCGGAUGCGCUCUUCACCGCCCGGUCCCCCUUCCGUACCACUCAGGCCUUCCUCUAUUUCAUCCUCCGAAUCAACUCUUCUUUGCACCUGUACGCCCUCCUCCCAUGCCGGGAACCCAGAAAGGCUGUUUCUCUCCCGUCAAUCCCAUCAGCGCCUAUCGGCGCCGCUUUUGCAGUUCUAGGUCGUAAGAUUUAUGUAAUUGGAGGGUCCAUUAACGAUAUCCCAUCCAACAAGGUGUGGAUUUUCGAUUGCUGGUUCAAUCGUUGGGAAAUGGGGCCGAGAAUGAAGGUCGGGAGGGAGUUCGCGGCUGCAGGAGUAGUGGGUGGGAGGAUAUAUGUGAUUGGCGGCUGUGUUGUUGACAAUUGGGUCCGUUCAAGGAACUGGGCAGAGAUCUUUGACCCUGUUACCGAUUCUUGGUCAGCAUUGCCAAGCCCGAUUGACAUCAAGGACAAAUGGAUGCAUGCCAGCACGGUAAUGGACGGUAAACUGUAUGCAGUGGCGGAUAGGGGUGGGUUGGUGUACAACGUUGGGGUUGGAAGGUGGGAAACUAUCCCGAAGCGGCUAUACAUGGGGUGGAGAGGUCGGCCUGCCGUGGUGGGUGAGGUAUUAUAUUGCUAUGACUGUUUGGGUAACAUUAGGGGAUAUGAUGUGAGGGAAGAUGGGUGGAAGGAGUUGAAAGGAAUAGAGAAGGGGUUACCAAGAUUCUUGUGUGGUGCCACAAUGGCUAGUUCUGAGGAGAAGUUGUGUGUUACAUGGGAAAGGAACGGUAGUAGUGGCAAAGAGGCUGAAAUAAUGUGUGCCCAGAUUAAGGUUGGAAAGGAUGAAAAUGGGGAUAUGCGUGGGAUUCUUUUAUGGUCAGAUAUGAUUCUUAGUGGUCUAAAGGGUUCCUCAGUUGAGCAUUGUAUAGCUGUUCAUAUGUGACGAUGGGUACAGGUGUAUCUUACAGGGGAUGGAAAUCGGGUGUUGUAACUCAUAAAGGUUGUAUUUUUAGUUCAAGUGUAUUUUUGUUUCAAAUAAUGUGUGCAUAGAUCAAUGAAAAGGAUGGGUAUAUGGCUUUAUGUAAAAUUCUCUCAUUUUCAGGCAUGAUUCUUAUUGUUUGAAAUGGCACUUAUACAAAACAUUGUGUCUCAGUUACUAUAGAUAUACUAUAGAGUUCAAAAAAUGAUGUGACCCUCCCUUACAGAUCUUGCUCCACCAUGAUUGCAUACCUCAGAGGAGGACCCGAGUUUUAUAGCUCAAGAAGGUUGUCCUAUUUUGUAAGUGUAUAUUUCAGGCUUUGUUGAAGUGUUGCUUGAGACUUUGUGAUUUUGCUCACUUGUUUGGUGUUUGCUGUAGUUGAGCAGUUUGUAUCCAUGUUAUAUAUAGAUCAAUGAAUGAGCAAAGUUCCUUCACCUGUGACCCUAAUUUGACAAUCUAUUCAUAAUUACAGUAACAUGAACUUGUAAUAAAAUAUUGUCUGGUCUGUUGUGUUAAGCUUUAACCAAGAGUAAAUGAUAGUAGAGAAGUUUCUUUGUAGCUC
Messenger RNA from Cuscuta epithymum, 1709 nucleotides. Lineage: Eukaryota; Viridiplantae; Streptophyta; Magnoliopsida; Solanales; Convolvulaceae. The record is from the annotation of a GenBank genome assembly.